Molecule: messenger RNA, 966 nt
Organism: Thamnophis elegans (Western terrestrial garter snake)
Lineage: Eukaryota; Metazoa; Chordata; Lepidosauria; Squamata; Natricidae
Product: OCIA domain-containing protein 1-like
Exons: 8
Coding region: 121-834 (237 amino acids)
Cellular component (GO): endosome
Source: RefSeq, a predicted model, not a curated record
UUCCGGCUUGUGGGGCCUUCUGCCCUCUGGCGUCAGAGUCCCCUGAGUGGGACUGGUUGAGGGAGGGCGUGUUUUGUUUUUCUCCCGUCGCUGGGGCUUCUGCGCCACAGAGACCGACCCAUGGAGCCGCCUGGUCAGUCGCGAGGUCCCGGAUCCUACGGUCGCAUGGACGGGAUGGUUGCAAAGCAGAAGGUAGAUCAUUCAUAUGAACUGACACCAGAAGAAUACAGAGUAAGCCGAGAAUGCAUUAGAGAGAGCUUCCUCUACAGAUGUUUGCCCUUCUCAAGUUUUGCCAUAAUGGUCACCCAUAUAUUAGUCCGUAGAGGAGUCCUUACAUCUCAUCCAAAGUUCGGCUCUAUACCCAAAAUGACAUUUGCAGGAAUCUGUGGAUGGUUUGCUGGCAAGAUAUCUUAUAUAAAUGUAUGCAAAGAGAAGUUUAUCAACCUAAAGGAUUCACCCCUGGGAGAAAUGUUGAAGAAUGAAUCACAAUCCAAAAGCCCGCGCUUUGCAACUUCAAAAGCGGCAGACUUUUCUGAGAAGGCUCAGGCCCCGGACACAGUGCCCACUGGCAGCAAACAGGUCUACAGACCAGUUCCAUUUAGCUCUGCCAUGAAUGAAUCUACUCCGACCGGAAUUACAGACAGCAUCGCUCGAGAACCUGAGCUUCUGGAACAAGUUCCUAAAAACAGAAGAAUCACGUAUGAAGAACUCAGAAACAGAAACAGAGAAGGACACGAGGCUGGGACAAUGCAGAAAUCUGAAGUUCGAACAAGCCCAUUUCCAAUGAAGGAGAGAGCUAAGCUAAAUAAGUAUGGAGAUGUUUGGGAAGAGUGAAAACCUUGAAUUUCCUGAAGACCCAUUCUUUGCUUCAUUAUUUCAGCUCAAUCACUGUUGCUCAAACAGCUGAAUGUUUUACUGCGAAACGGAUAUGUAAUACAUCUGCAAUAAAGAUACAUUUGUUUUCCA